This is a messenger RNA of Tarenaya hassleriana, 2507 nucleotides long. RefSeq names its product ribosome biogenesis protein BOP1 homolog. The transcript has 17 exons. Lineage: Eukaryota; Viridiplantae; Streptophyta; Magnoliopsida; Brassicales; Cleomaceae. Gene Ontology annotation, biological process: maturation of LSU-rRNA from tricistronic rRNA transcript (SSU-rRNA, 5.8S rRNA, LSU-rRNA); ribosome biogenesis. The record is from RefSeq and is a predicted model, not a curated record. Gene Ontology annotation, molecular function: ribonucleoprotein complex binding; protein binding. The coding region runs from base 67 to 2262 and encodes 731 amino acids. Gene Ontology annotation, cellular component: preribosome, large subunit precursor; PeBoW complex.
CCAAAACCCUAGUCCCUUGUCACACCUCCUCUUCAUUGAGGUUUUACAAAGAACAACGACGAGAAGAUGACGGAGAACAAAAGGGUUUUUUCAGGGACUGACUUUUCCGACAACGAUGAAGAUAGUUUGUCCGGGUCUUUACAUUCCGAUGAUUUUGAUUCCGACGUUUACGACUCUGAGGCUGAGGCGUCUUCGUUGAGAGAGACAGAAUCCGCAGAUGAAGAAUCCUCCGGUGACGAGGUACAUGUGCCUGUGCAGGAUGCUGUUGAUACAGACAAUGUGACAGAUGAUAAUGAGGAUGGAGAUGGUGUCAAGGGCGAUGACUUGGACAGUGACCAUGGCGAGGAAGGUGAGAGUGAAGGCUCUGAGCCUGAUCAACCGCCGGAGGAAGAGAGCGAUUCUUCUGAAGACGAGGUUGCCCCAAGGAAUACAAUCGGAGACGUUCCCCUGGAGUGGUAUAGGGAUGAGAAGCAUGUUGGAUAUGACUUCACGGGGAAGAAAAUAACUAAGAAAGAAAGACAAGACAAACUCGAUUCCUUUCUUGCAAGUGUGGAUGAUUCAAAGAACUGGCGCAAAAUUUAUGAUGAAUAUAACGAUGAGGAAGUUGAGCUUACUAAAGAAGAGACCAAGCUUAUUCGUAGAAUGCUCAAAGGGGAGGCGCCACAUGCUGACUUUGAUCCAUAUGCGCCUUAUGUUGAUUGGUUCAAAUGGGACGAUGCGAAACAUCCACUGUCAAGUGCGCCAGAACCGAAGAGGAGAUUCCUUCCUUCCAAAUGGGAAGCCAAAAAGGUUGUUAAGUAUGUUCGAGCAAUCCGACAGGGCUUAAUAAAGUUUGACAAGCCGGAAGAAGAGCCCAAUGUCUACCUCUUAUGGGGUGACGAUUCUAGAUCCGAUGAAAAGAGCAAACAUCUAUCUUAUAUUCCUCCACCGAAGCUGAAAUUGCCAGGGCACGAAGAAUCAUACAACCCUUCAUUGGAGUACAUUCCUACGGAGGAAGAAAAGGCCUCCUAUGACUUGAUGGAUGAGGAAGAUCGCCCAAAAUUUAUUCCCAAGAGGUUUACAUCUCUCAGAAGCAUCCCAGCAUAUGAGAAUGCACUGAAGGAGUCGUUUGAGCGUUGUUUGGAUCUAUACCUGUGUCCAAGAGUUCGAAAGAAGCGGAUAAAUAUUGAUCCUGAGUCUUUGAAGCCCAAGCUACCUAGUAGAAAGGAUCUUAGGCCUUACCCUGUUACCUGCUAUCUUGAGUAUAGGGGUCAUACUGGCGCAGUUACAUCUAUAUCUACUGAUUCUUCGGGGCAGUGGAUAGCUUCAGGUUCAACUGAUGGCUCGGUUCGUGUAUGGGAGGUGGAGACUGGUAGAUGUCUUAAGAUUUGGGAGUUUGGUGAGGCUGUUCAGCGUGUAGCUUGGAACCCUCUUCCAGAACUUCCGAUUUUGGCCGUCUCCAUGGGCCCUGAUUUAGUUAUUCUGGACACUGGGCUUGGGAAUGAUGAGGACCAGAAAAAGAUUAAAGAGUUGCUGCUCUUGGAAAAGCCUUCAUCAGCACCAGACGAUAAUGACAACAUGGCAUCGAUUGUGAGCUGGUUUCCGGAGGACAAAUAUGGAGGGAUCAGGCUAAGACAUUUCAAGAACGUAUCCUAUGUUGAAUGGCAUCGGAAAGGAGACUAUCUCUCAGCAGUUAUGCCUGCAGGUGAAACUAGAGGGAUUGUCGUGCACCAGCUUUCCAAGAAGCUUACGCAAAAGAUACCGUUUAAACUGCAUGGACUUCCUGUGUCUACCCUUUUCCAUCCGAGGCUUUCCAUCUUCUUCAUCGCAACAAAGAAGAAUGUCCGUGUCUAUGAUCUGCUGAAGAAGAGGCUCAUCAAAAAGCUCGAGACCGGAUUGCGGGAAGUCUCAUCCAUGUCCAUUCACCCCUCUGGUGAUAAUCUUAUUGUGGGUAGUAAAGAGGGAAAGAUAUGCUGGUUUGACAUGGACCUGUCAACUAGACCAUACAAGACUCUAAAGAAUCAUCCGAAAGACAUCACCAACGUGGCAUUCCAUCGGUCGUACCCGUUAUUUGCAUCGUGCUCGGAUGAUUGCACAGCCUAUGUCUUCCAUGGUAUGGUUUACAAUGAUCUGAACCAGAACCCUCUGAUAGUACCCCUGGAAAUUCUUCGAGGUCAUACUGCCUCAAAUGGACGAGGAGUGUUGGACUGCAAGUUCCACCCGAGACAGCCAUGGCUAUUUACAGCGGGAGCCGACUCGACCAUCAAACUUUACUGCCACUGAGUUCAUUAGCAAACACUUGUGGGUUCACAGCCUCAAGAUGGUGAACGAACUGGCCUAUAUCUCAUUAUCCAUUUUUGUGCUUUGUAUUUGGUCCAUUUUUCAUGCCCUUGUGAGAUUUGCCAUAAAAUAGAUUAUUCAUUCCAAUCGUCGCCCCGUUUUGGUGUUUCAUUUUUUGUAUCCUGAGUGACUUGACCCCUACAAUAUCUGCUUUUUGGAGUAAGAAAUCAUUAAGAUUACGCUGAAAA